UGAUUAAAAUUUAUACAUUAGUGUCAAGCUUAACGUCGAGCUUAGCGGUUCUUUUCAAGAGAGUAAAUAGAUACAGCGAGGACGCAAUCUUAGUGGAGUUGAUAGUUUCUUAACUGAAACUUAAUACAGAAUCAAUUAUGUAUUUUCCAUUGAUCUUUACUGUUUUAGUUAGCUUCGAUUUAACAGCCUUCGCCACCAAACCACCUCGUUGGGAUGCUACAUAUAUUACCAAAGGCACUCUUUAUAUUCCGUAUGCCGAAAUCGCUGAACCAUUUUUCGCUUGGUAUGAUAAAAAUACGCGACGAUCACGUAUUGAUUACUAUGACGGUAUGGUGAAAACUUAUCAGUUGGCUGGUGAAGACCAGUAUGGCACCUCUUUAAAAUUAGCUCCAGUUACCAAUAAAAAUCAAUUAAAUAAAGUAACUUGUCUUCAAUUGAAUGGAACUGCCGAUAAUCGUAUUCAAAUACAGUCCGUAUUACCGAACGCAACAGAUUUUCAAUUAGUGGGCACGGAAACUUUUUUAGGACUUGUUUGUGAUAAAUUCCGUUUAGAAGAGACGAUAGAACAAAAAAAGAAUGUCUAUACUUUAUGGGUGCGCUACAAAAAGUCACCUCACUAUCCCGGCUCUCGUAUGCCUAUACCCGUGCGCUACGAAAUGCGUGGUUACAAUACUUUAUUGGGUUCUCAUUAUGAUCAUUACUAUCUGGAUUAUGAUGGUUAUGAGCACGAUGAUAUUCCAAACGUAAUAUUUGAAUUGGAUCCCGAUAUGGAAUGCGAGGGUUUUCCAGGUCCUGGGAAAGGUCACUACGCAACUUUUAAUCCAAUGGAAGAAUUUAUCCAUCCCGCUACACAACAUCAUGUAGAUCAUGCAUUCAACCACUAUAAGAAUAAACACAAUAUCAAAUAUCAGACAGAGGAAGAACAUGAAUAUCGUAAAAAUGUAUUUAGACAAAAUUUACGUUUUAUACAAUCAAAGAGCAGAGCUCAACUCAAUUACGCCUUGGCUAUCAAUCAUUUAGCUGACAAAACAGACGAGGAGCUAAAAGCCUUGCGAGGUUUUCGAUCAACAGGCGUUUACAAUACGGGUAAACCUUUUCCUUACGAUGUAAGUAAACUAAAGGAUCAAAUACCAGACCAAUACGAUUGGCGUUUAUAUGGAGCUGUAACACCAGUCAAAGAUCAAUCUGUUUGCGGAUCCUGCUGGUCGUUCGGUACUAUUGGGCACGUUGAAGGAGCUUAUUUUCUGAAGAAUGGUGGAAAUUUGGUGCGUUUAUCACAACAGGCUCUAAUCGAUUGCUCUUGGGAAUACGGUAACAACGGUUGUGAUGGCGGCGAAGAUUUCCGUAGCUAUCAAUGGAUGAUGCAAAUGGGCGGGGUUCCUACGGAAGAAGAAUACGGUCCAUAUUUAGGGCAAGAUGGCUAUUGCCAUGCUCAAAAUGCUACAUUAGUCGCUCCUAUUAAAGGAUUUGUUAAUGUCACCUCCAAUGAUCCGGAUGCCUUUAAAAUUGCUUUACUCAACCAUGGUCCGUUGUCAGUAGCCAUCGACGCUUCUCCCAAAUCUUUCAGUUUCUAUUCUCACGGCGUUUAUUAUGAGCCUAGUUGUAAAAACGGCAUAGACAAUUUAGAUCAUGCUGUGCUGGCAGUCGGCUACGGUAAAAUGAAAGGCGAACACUAUUGGCUGAUCAAAAAUUCUUGGUCUACUUAUUGGGGUAACGAUGGCUACGUUUUAAUGUCAGCGCGCGAAAAUAACUGCGGCGUUAUGACUACACCUACUUUUGUGGAAAUGUAAACGGUGAAUUUGAGAAUCAUACGCACGCCAUGCACUCAAUCAUAUUUAUUCGCUAAAAAGCUUUACUUUGAUAACUUUACCUUUUCAUUAAUUAUAUAAAUAAAAAUAUCUAAAUGAAAGAAACCUUUUCAAACCAAUAAU
This is a messenger RNA of Glossina fuscipes, 1931 nucleotides long. It is a transcript of the gene 26-29-p, whose product is annotated as digestive cysteine proteinase 1. Gene Ontology annotation, molecular function: cysteine-type endopeptidase activity. Gene Ontology annotation, biological process: immune response. Lineage: Eukaryota; Metazoa; Arthropoda; Insecta; Diptera; Glossinidae. Gene Ontology annotation, cellular component: lysosome. The transcript is spliced from 5 exons. The coding region runs from base 138 to 1790 and encodes 550 amino acids. The record is from RefSeq and is a predicted model, not a curated record.